AUGCAGGAUUUGAAGCACAUUAAACUUUAUAAUUGUAUAUAGUAUAGAUCAUCUGAAAAUGGUGGUCCUAGAUUAAAAGAGAAAAUAAAAGCAGAAAAUAAAUACAAAAAUUUGUAUUUUUAUUAUUUUGGAGUAAUAUCAUUAGGGAAAAAUUCAAUAAAUUUACAGAGGCAAUUAGUAAUUGAUUUUUUGAAAUAAUUAACACUUUGGGAUUCUCUAUUAAAAGAUCAAUUUCAAGAAGUUUUUGAUUUGAAAAGCCAAUAGAAUUUUAAAGUACUAAAAAAGUUAGAUUUGACUUAUGUUGUCAAAUAUGGAAAUUUCUUGAAACAAUAGGAGAAGAUUAUUGAAAAUUUGAUGAAAAUGGUAUUUAGCUAAAUUAAAAUGCAGAUGCUUGGUCACUUCUACUUAUGA
Messenger RNA from Paramecium sonneborni, 411 nucleotides. The record is from the annotation of a GenBank genome assembly. NCBI's taxonomy places the organism in Eukaryota, Ciliophora, Oligohymenophorea, Peniculida, Parameciidae.